Molecule: messenger RNA, 7223 nt
Organism: Formica exsecta
Lineage: Eukaryota; Metazoa; Arthropoda; Insecta; Hymenoptera; Formicidae
Exons: 7
Coding region: 547-2133 (528 amino acids)
Source: RefSeq, a predicted model, not a curated record
UAUAUACAUAGUUGAUCGCACAUUGCGAUUUCAUAUUUUUUUCCGAAAUAUAAAAACACGCGACAUUAUGUCAAAGUUAUUAAGAUAAGGAAAUAAUUCUGAGCGGAGACGAUCUUCCCAAUUGAUUCUUCCGUUCCAAAUGAUCCACGACCAUUUUUUGCCGUUCGGCCAAUGAAUAAAGAGAGAGACAAGUUGCCCCAUCUGUUGUUUCUAGGUCGUUGUGAUGGACGCAGAUCAUGGGCAAAAACAGCAAAAAGGCAAUGGCGGCUAUCCAUUGGACGGUCAAUGAGCUCACCGUGAAAAAUCUCGGAAAAAUGUGAUCUACACGUCGCGAUUGACGAGCGUAAAUUCGAGGUGUGGCCUGAAGGCGGAGGAGUAUUGUUGCCUGCAAAGGUAAAAAUGGCACACAAUAUGAACAGGCAAUGGCUGGUAGACAGGUGGACCUGUCUUCGAAUCGAUUAGAUAAUGCAUGCUGGUCGCUGACAGGUCAAGUAGAAAAGUACGACAGCAGGCAGGAAGGAGUAAAUGAGCGAGCGCACUUGAGUAAUGAGCGAGACUCGGCAUUAUCCUAUUCGCUCGGUCUCCGAUUUAUACGCAGCCGAGGAAAUAGAAGUGCUUCUCCUAGAAGAAAUACGCGACUUAGAACCACCACCUGCCAUAUAUUCUAGACCCGAAGAUAUUCAGGACUUCGAGAUUGCAGGCAGUAGGACAGGGGGGCGAAUCAGCUCCCAAUCAUCGGAGCUGGAUUCGCCAGGAGUCCAUUCAACAGUCCACUCUUGGGAUUCACAUGCUAACUAUCAUGGUCACUAUGGUAAUAGUGAUCACAGGCCUGGCUCUUCAUCCAAUGCUCUGGCUUGGUCCCGUGCGAGCCAUGUGGUUAUUUAUUGUGACAUACAAGGACAUCUUAAAACAGCUACGGGUGUUGUUAGACUCUUAUUACUUAUAUCCUCUGCAGCUUGUUUGGCCACUUUAUGCAGUUCUGGUACUGCCAAAAUCAGCCUUUUUAUGCUGCCUUUAGCAGAUCGUUUACGAUUCAUGAUCUUUGUAGCUGUUUUCUGUUUCUUGGUCACCGCAGCCCUUCUCUUCCUUGAUAUUUCGCACGUCAUUUACAUCCUUCCUUUAAAUUGGGCUAAGCUGAAUGCUAUAGUAUUCACUGGCAUAGGUUUGUCAUAUGCAGCAAGUAGCGCUUUACUAGCAUGUACAGUAUGGGAAUACCAUAGUGGAGGCUGGGUACCAAGACGCACACGUUCCCAACUGACUGCCGCAGCAGUAGUGGGACUUUCAUGCGCUCUCUUAGCAUUUUUACUUUCGUGGAUACAUUGUCGGAAUGGAUCAAGUUGUAAAGGUCAAGAUUCUCGUAGUCAUACACCAACACAACUCUACAAACCUGUUGAUAAUUCUUCCUCCUCCGGGGUCACUUUGAAGGAACGUAGUCCUAAAAGACCUGCCUCGUGGGCCGUGAAAAAUCAACAACCGAAGAAACGCAACACGGACAGUGACACAAACACUAGUAACGGCGGCCAUCGCGGUAAUCAUGAAAGACUUAAACAAGACGCCAACAAAAAGGACCAUUGGGCUUCGGCCAAACAACACAUUUUAGAAACACAUACGAAUAACGAGGAUACUCAUCGGGAAGAUACUCAACGCGAAGAUACCGAGAUUGAGAGGAGACGGAGAAGACGAAGGAAAGAAGGUGAUAGUAGUUCGACUGGUGACGGAAACGCACCAGGUAGCAGUAAAGUCGAUGCUAGCUGUGUUACCGCGGAGGAGGCUAAGACUAGACGAGUGCCGCGAAAGUUACCUCUACAAUCUACAGUGGAGCAACCUCACUCGUGGUCCGACGCCGAACGUAGAAAUAGUGGCACGCAAGUUAGAAGUAAAACUAAGCAAAUGCCAGUGAAUAAUGACGCACAGAAUUGUUGUGACAUGAACGAGACUAGAUCGAUCAAUCAAGUGACUCGGAACGGCCUCCGAAACUGGGAGGCAGAAUGUACAUCUAACAGCGGCAGAGAAGAAGCUACUGACGCGAAUGUGAUUAUUCGUAACGCCAUGUGGUCCGGACAGUGGCGCCCACCACCAGAUGAUGUUCAACCUUGCUCUAGCAAAACUAUCGAUCCUUAUAGCUUUGCCUGAUCGUCUUGUGAAAUACGAAGCACACAUACUUUAGGUAAAAAAUAAACCUGUUUAACCGAACAAUUUCUGUAAACAGUUUGUGACAAAAUUUUUUAUAAAGCAAGUACAUGAUAUACUUUAUGUUGAAUAUUUUCCUUAGACCGCAACUGUACUUGAAGUGUUACUUGUUACAUAAUUGAAAUCUUAUAUCUUUCUCUUGUUUGCAUAUAAACUUGCCUGACUUCAACACAUAUUUUGUAUUCUCUAUAUUAAAAAAUGCACAGUGAGACUGAAGAACACAGUAUUUUGGUUUUACAUGUUCCAUCUGUGUUUUGAACUGUGCAUAAAACCAGAUGUGAUUUAAAAAAUGUAAACGUAAGAUAUACAUAUAUAUAUAUACAUAUAUAUAACAAUCAUAUGUAUAUAUAUAUGAUUGUUACACUUCAUACAUGCAACAGGUGAAAAAGACCAUAGCCCAUACUUACUGUAGGGUUUAUCAAGUUUGUUGUUAUCCAAUUUUACAGGACGAAAUCAUCGUGUCCAAAGAUUUAAGAUCCUGUAUAAAGUCAUUGCUGCCUUGUACAUUUUGCUGCCAAGAGGAUAAAUUUUCUUUAGUUCGGGUCUCUCGACGUUUUGCAUGACACAAAACCAGACUGCCCAACUUUGAUAAGCAAAUAAUGCCACUUCAUUCCAAUCAUGUACCAAAUAAUAAAUUUAAGUAAGUUUUAACGGGAUUUUAAGUAUAAGACCACUAUAGAGCAUGUAACACCGAUAUAUAUAUUUGGAAUAAUAAUCAUUUUUUUAUCGUAUUUUGAUGCCAAUAUGUUUUGAGCUCCGUGCAUACUUGAAAAAAUGUUUAAUAUGUGUAUGUGUGUGUGUGUAUGUAUGUGUAUACACAUACACACACACACAUAAAAUAUGUUAUAAGAAUUUAAAAUUCUAUAAGGCCAUUAUAUAAAGUAUGUGUGUGUGUAUAUAUAUACUUUACGUAAUAGCCUUAUUGAAAAUUUUAAAUUCUUAUGACAUAUUAAAAAGAAUUUUGCAAAUAACAAGUUUAUGUUCUGAAAAUUUUUAAAUGACAUUAUACAACUCUUUCAAUAUUGUUUGCACUGAAGGAUCGGUUUGGCAUCCAUUAUUACUCCCUAUGAAUGAAAUAGUAUGCAUGGAACGAUUAUUUGUUAUAUUAUUCCAAUUGGCUCGUAAACUCUGAAGUGUGUUCAUUAUAUUACAAUAGUAUCAUUCUUACACAAGGACGGACUUAAAAAAUGAUUAUGCUUAAUUGAUUUUUACCUAAAGCAAAUGAUUCUGUAUAAUAUUCUCAAAUUAAAUAAUAUUAAUUUUGAAAAACAAUAAUUGACAGAUGGUUGAUUACAUUCUUCAUUAAAUUUUAACAAAUUGGAUAUAUCUAAAACACAUAAUCGUAAUUUUUAUCUUUUUUCAUAUAAUGCAGAAAAUAGAAGUUUUGCUAUAGUUAGUUAAAUUUUAAAAAAGAAUGGUCCGUCCCUGUUCCUAUAAAGAAACAUACGCACUAUUUUUAGGCAUUUUACAUAGCUUUAAAGUUACUAGAUGAGCAGUAUUACGUAUUGUGUUAUUUUUCCGCUUUAAUAAGAAACUCUAGAGUCAACUCUAGUCAUUUUUUUGUACAACUAUCUCUUCUUAAUAAUCCAUAAAUUUAAAGAGCAAGGUAUUUUUUAGUACAUACAUAUCGUAUUAGAAGUACAAUUCAUCCUAGAAGAACUAUUGAGCGCUUGUUUCUUGAUUGCUCGUGCUAUUGAAUCUCUUUUAAUAUGUAACAUUCUUAAAGCGAAUUUCUCUCUGAUACCUCGUUUCUCUUUUAUUCGAUCUAUCACGAUCUAUUAUACGAUUGAAUAAACGCAAACAUAUUAGUUAAUCUUUAUUAAGGCCACUAUUAAAACAGCUAUUUUGUCUUUUGAUACGAAUGUAAACACAAACGUAGCAAACAGGCAUAUAGAUCACACAUUUAUUGAAUUUUAAUGCGUCGACCUUAAAUCAAUUAAUAGUGUAAGAGAAAUGCGUGUUCAUAUAGGUUUAUAAAGAAAAAUAGCAUGUAAUACAGCAGCUUCGUUGUGGCAAAUAUUGAGAAUGUCAUAACUCGUGUUUUGUUAGGCACAAUAAAAAAUAACGAGUAACUUUUCUGUGGCCCAUUAUCGAUAUGCUGGGAUACGUUUGAAAGUGUGAAUAUAUCUCAAACUUAAUAAUGUCACUUUAGAGUAACUAAACGAAUAAACUAAAAUGUCAGUUGACAUUAUAAGGCAAUUACCUUUGAGUUAAAAAAAAAUGUACAGACACUGCCAGAAGAAAUAUAACGCUCUUUGAACGUAGUAUCGAUUGAAUCCAUUCUUUCUCUUAAUGACUUUUUAUCCAAGGGCUUAUAAUUUUAAGAUCUGUUAUAAUUUGUCAUAUUUGAAUUUGAAUUCGGCACAUAUAGCAGUGUAAUGUCUUUAUAAAACCAGCAUGAAAAUUUUUUUAUGCAUCAAAAAAAUCCCUUUUGUCACUCAUUCUCGUCACUUUUUGCAUUAUACAACAUUUUAAUUUAUCAUUCAUAUAGUUAAUAUUCUAGAUAAAUCCAAGUGGAUUAGCGACAAAUAUGUUAAAUUAUAACACAAAUGCACGAUUAUUUAAUUCGAAAUAAUCCUAAUUUUUUAAAAAAUAUAUGUUUCGUGUAAAUGUUAUAUUAUAACACACAUACACUCAUACUCAAUAAGAAUAAGUCUAUAUUUUAUAAGAUUUUCAUGCUUUUUGACCCACACACACACACGCACAUAUACACACACGAUGUUACUUUCAAAUAAAGGACUAGCUGUCUGGAUUAAAGUCAUUAUUAUUGCUAUAAUAAAGAUCAAAUGAUGUCAUUUGACUUCAAUAUUUGCGACAAUUAUAUUUGCUUCAACGAAGCCAAUUAAUAAAUAGCAGCAUGUUUGUGAUACAUGAAGCACUGUUUUCUUAGAAUUUGAAUAAAUUAUAAUUCGGGCAAUAAAUUUCAAUUAUGAUUAAUAAGCGCAGAUUCUUUUUAUAUACUAGGUUCGAUCGACAAUGACUUAUAGUGAUAGUAUGACAAUCCAAGUCUGUACAUGACCUGAUAUCCUCCAAAAAUCAGGCGAGCUAAAAGGAAUCGACAGAAAAUCAUUGUAUAAAAUAAACUUCUUAAUUAUUUGAAAAAUGUAUUCCUUCACGAUUUCAAAUAUUAGGAAUUUAAUUUCACAGUAUAAAUUUCUGACAAUUUUCGCUUUAAUUCUUCUAGCAGGAUAAUUUAAUUGGCCUAAUUUCUCACCAAAUAAUAGACAUAACAUUGUAUGUUUCAAGUAAGAAUGUUCAUUUUAUUUAAAUAUGUCGAAUGUGUUCUAAAAUAUUUAUAUAGAUAUAUUCGCGCGGAUACUGAUAAUGUCAUUGUAUUUAUAUAUUUAGUUACAUGUGAGUGCAUAAUGUGAUGCUGCCAAUAUUUAGAAUGAACAUCAAACUGUAGCGACACAUUAAUUGUAGAAUUAUUAGGCGAAUCGUGAAUUGAAUGUCUUGAGCAGAGGUCUGAGAAUGAAUAUGAAUGAAUACGGCUUGACAGAUUACCAAGAAUGACGCAGAUAUUAUGCGACGAAGCAUCUUGGUGAUUUUGUCGCGCUGGUAGCGAAUGAUCUGGACAAUAAAUGAUCGAUGAGUCACGUAACAUCUAAGUUAGCGUUAUCACGUAUUCUUUUAAACGUCAUUUUGUACAUCUAGGAAUAACUCGAAAACGAGUAUUAUUAUAUACACUAUUGAUUGUGCGAAGUUGUGCGUGUGACUGUAUGUUAUUUAAGAAUAUAUCAUAAAUCAUCUAGUCAUUAGAGUGAACUUUGUGUAAUGUUACUCAAACAGAAUAUAAUGUCCAUUCAUUAGUAAGUGCGUUAAAUACGGUUCAAUUGGCGAUAGCUAAAAAUAUAACAUUAUAUUCUGCGUAUACCAUUGAAAAACCAUUAUGUCACGCAAUCGUCUAAAAUAUAAACAAAAUUAUCAAAAUCGUUGUGCGAUUGAACCUUAUAAGAGAUUCAUGUCUUAUAAGGAAUCAAGAUAUCCGACGAGAGAUGUGUACAUAUAAAUCGUUAUAUACGAUAAUCUUUUUAUAAUCAAUACAUAAUAACACGUAAUUAUUUUCAAUACAAAAGCAAAGCAAAUAUAAAGAAAAAUAUGAACAUUUACGAGAGCGGUAAAAAAAAUCCAUGUCGAGCUUAUAUAUGUAUUAUACUUAUAUUUAUCUUAAUAUUUUAUCAAUCUAUGAUUAUGUGAGUUUUUUAACAUUCUUACUGAUAUUAUUGUAUCAACUAGUUCUUUAUCUUGAUAUCUAGAGCUGCCAUACACAGGAAUGAACAGAAAUUAUAAAAUUAUACCAUUUGUGCAUGCAACUUUAUAAGUACCGCUCAACGGAAUUUCUCACUUCAAUGCAAGAGAAAAAUCGCUCAAUUGUUAACAUUGUUGCGUUCAAUCUCCUUCAAUUUUCCGACUAUGUCUUCCAAACUCUUACGGCGUAUGAAGUGCUUCGCUUGAGCACUUUCGUUUGACGUAAAGGAAUAGGGAUACACAGGUCCGAUGUAACGAUGAAUCCAACCACUUGAAUGAAGAAACAAAAUGUUACCAUUACAUAAAUACGAUUUCAAUAUCAAGUAUAAAGAGAGAAAGAGAGAGAGAAUCAUAUUUCAAAUAUAUUUCAGUUAUUGAGCAUAUAUAUAAAUGACUUACUUUUGAUUUCGGGCAUACAGGGGCGAAGUCUGUAAUCAUAUACGACUGAUUUCGCCCAACUGUAUUGAUUACCAUGCACGUUUGAUAAUCCGGAUAACUCAGCCGGAUACGUUAAAAAUUGCGGUCUCGUCAUGAAAUGACGCUGUUGAUGAAACAGGUGUUGCUGCUGAUCUAUGUAAUUCGAGUAAUACGGAUCAUCGUAACCCGUUAAAUGAUCCGAGGAAGAUGCUAAAGAAUUCGUGACUGCGACUGUGAAAAAAUCGAAGUAAUCAGCGCAUUUAAUGUUAUCACAUACCUCACCAACUAUGAUUUAUUAUAUUUUACACGCGAGGUAUCAGCGAGUCAUAUCUAAAGGCUUGCUAAACAAAAUAUAUAUAAUGUAAUAU